CGCGUGCGCGGUUUCAAUACUCCGCCCCAAACUGCCAACUCUUCGCGCAAGCGUAGAAUGCUCUUGCCGAUAUUACGCGUGCGCUCUGAGAGGCCUGACCCCGGAAGACCAUAGGCCUGCGUGGUGAGACCCGGUGACGGUACACUCGGUGUGGGGCGCUGGCCAGUCAUGGCGGAGCCUUGGUCUGGGCAGUUCUUGCAAGCUCUACCCGCUUCGGCGCUCGGAGGUCUGGGUGCCCUGGGCAGCGAGUUCCUGCGGGAGUGGGAGGCACAGGACAUGCGCGUGACUCUCUUCAAGCUGCUGUUGCUGUGGUUGGUGUUAAGUCUCCUGGGCAUCCAGCUGGCGUGGGGGUUCUACGGUAACACAGUGACCGGGUUGUAUCACCGCCCAGAUCCCCAUCCCCAGCCUCCUGCAGCUCUGGGUGUGUUCCUGCCUCCAGGUCUGGGUGGCCAGAAUGGAUCCACACCUGAUGGCUCCACACAUUUCCCUUCAUGGGAAAUGGCAGCAAAUGAACCUCUCAAAACCCACAGAGAAUAAGGGAAAACAGCAGCAGAAGAGUCUCCAGAGGCAUCACUGGGCCUGCUGGCUUCUAUGCUGUAUUCUACUGCUGCCAAGACCUCCUGGACAACAGCAGGGGGCUUGGGGUUGGGGAAAGGGAGUACUCCAGUACUUCCAGGGCAAGCCUCUGUUAUUUCCAGCCUUGUCCCUGACAGCCCCGGGUACUAGGCAGGCAAAGUUUGUCUCUACCCUGGUGUGAUUACCUUAAGGAAAGACCUCUCAAGGGUCAGAGCCGAGGAGAAGCCUUUAGGUUGAGGAAGUCAGUAGUCCCUUUUAUCGCUUUUGCUUUUUUGUUCUCAUCCCCCUGGGAUAUAACCUUAUAGAGAUUUGUCCCUCUAAGAGGAAUCUUGAGGUUGACUGGUUCUAGAAUUUGGGUGUUUUUUUUUUUUUUCUUUUGGUCUUUUUGAGAUAGGGUCUCCCUGUAGCCCCAGCUGGCCUGGAACUCACUAUGUAGAGCAGGCUGGCCUUGAACUCACAAAGAUCUGCCUGCCUCUGCCUCCCAAGUGCUGGGAUUAAAGGAGUCUUUUCUCCCGUAAGCCCUGAUUUCCUUGGCUUUGCUUUGUUGGCAAGAAGCCAGUUAAUCCUGGCCUGGGAUACUCUACUGUUACUUAGCUGGCCAUUCAGGCAUAAGGUAAGGUGUCCUUAUUAGCACUAUCCAGGUGGAGGCACCAAAUACCCACCUCCCUAGACCUACCACCUCCAUUGCUUAAGUGCUCAUAGGAUCUUUGUUCUGUACCCUGCCCACUGCUGGGGAGGUACUAAGCAGUUAGGACAAUGAUUUCAUCAUGCUUUACAGUCUCAUCUUGACCUAGAACAAGGGCCUCAUCCUAAGAGCCAACUAGUAUUUCAGCACUUAGAAACCUCAGUAAGAGUAAGCCACAAGCUAGCUAGCCCUGGUCCCUUCAGUGGGUCAGGAGAGGUUCCAGAGGGGUGGGGGGUAAAUGCCCCCACAGAAACACUACGUUUUGAGAGCACUGUGGCUCCUAAAAGCAUUGUGGCCCUGAAUCUUCCUUCUCUAACAGUUGUACCACUGUCUCUGCUUGGCCACUAGCUACCUCAGGUGUCCCACUGCCUGCUUCUGUGUUAGAUGUCACAUAGCCAUCUGGCAGCCUUUGCCUACUCAGACUUUAUAGCAAGUGCAUUCUAAGUGAAACUGCACUGAACUCAUAUACAUGUACCUACUUCAGAGAUGUCAUCUGGGUAGCAGGCCCACCCACUUCAUAAUGAAGAAUCAAAGUCUCACAUUCUACCCCAGGCUCAACUGAAGAUGUGGCAUAUUAAACACAGAAGUGCA
This is a messenger RNA of Nannospalax galili (Upper Galilee mountains blind mole rat), 1852 nucleotides long. RefSeq names its product T cell leukemia translocation altered (gene Tcta). The coding region runs from base 169 to 537 and encodes 122 amino acids. Lineage: Eukaryota; Metazoa; Chordata; Mammalia; Rodentia; Spalacidae. The record is from RefSeq and is a predicted model, not a curated record. The transcript is spliced from 3 exons.